GCGCCGCGACACGAGCAACCACCGUUUCGCUAAUCGUGCAACUCGCGAGCUCGUUCGCCGAUCCGAUCAAUAAAUUCGAUCGCGGAUUCGCGAGAUCGAUCGAUUGUAAACCGUUUUAUCUUAUUAAUUCGUUUCCAAAUGUCGAGAAGUUUUAUCGAUGAAUUGUUACGCUUUCGUGAAUAGUUACUCCCCCCCGAUGAAGGGCCAUUCGAGCUUGUAAAAGACGCGCGACCAUUUUACUUUUUUUCUUUAUUUCUGUUUUUAUUUUUUUUCCUUUUUUUCUUUUGUUGGUAAAAUUGGACGAAGUAACAGUUUGAAGCAAGUUGUGAAAUCCUAGAAUAGUGCUUGGGAUUCACCCACCAGAAGAGUUGGCGAGGUCUCAAUUUUCGUAAAAGGUUUCUUCAUGACCGAUCGUGUUCAUUGACAAACUGAUUCAAUCUCGAGUCUACCAAGCCGUGAUUGCAGCUAUUUGUUGGUAGACAGUUCUAACUCGCGGCGACAGUUCACCGAGGAAAAGGAAGAGGAGAAAGGAAAAGAAAGCGAGGAGAAAUGGUUUCCUCAGCGAUCUUCGGGGCAGCAGCUGGAACUGGUUUGGCUCUGGUCGUCGCGAUGACGAUCGUCGUGUACCGAUACUACGCAGUAAAACGAAAAGGGAAAUAUUGGAGCAAUUUGGAUCGCUGGCCGGAUCCACCUGGCACGAAGAGACCGGAAGAACGACAGAAAGAUUGCUCGGAGCAUUGUCACGACGCGUCCUCUUCACAAGUGCUCAAUUGUUGGCGGAAGGAGCAGAAGAAUUACUAUGCGGUGCAGACUAGGGAGUUCAACGUCGCUAAAGAACAACACGCAGUGCAGCCAUGUUCCUCGGUGGUCGUCGAAUCAGGGAGUUUGCCGCAUCAAAGUCGAAGUUACCCUGGCGGUGGCAGCGGAUCCGGAAGCAUGGGCCGAUUGUUCACGAGAAAUUCAUCGGUUAGCUCGCAGAGUUCGUUAGAGGGAGCAUCUGGGCCAGCAUCCACCCAUCGUACUGGCACUUCGACCCAGAUUCGGCCGUUUGGACCUGAUGGACGAUAUCACCGGGAUCCUUUGCACGCUGCCUCGUCUUAUCCACCCAGCAGAAGCUCCAGAUCGCCAUCACCUGGUCGUGCCGCAUCGCUAGAUGCACGCUGCGGAAGUCCAGCCAGUUGUUCCGGAAGUCUUCUGAGCAGCAAUGCGUCACCAUCUCAGAGCUCUCUGUCGUCCUUGGCAACAGGUGUGAGCUCAUCUUGUGGUGGUUCCUCGAUAAACGUUGCCCACGGAGCUUCCAGAUCAGCUGGCCGAAGUCUUUCACCCCUUCUUAUUCCACCAUCACGCAUUUCCGCAAGCGAAGGUGGACCACAACCUCCAGCUUCGCCAUUGGGCUCCAUACAACCUGACCUCUACCAAAGAAGAGAUGGUCCCAUUUAUCUCAAGGCUCGAGUAAAUGGAAAGAGCCUGGGCCGGCUGCAUUUGCGAUUCAAAUACGACUUCGAUCGAUCGGAUUUGCAUGUACACCUGAUCGAGGCACACGAUCUGGCUGGAAGUGAUCAAGGAGGAUUCAACGAUCCUUACGUGAAGCUGACGCUCAGCCCUGAAGUAGAUUCGAGAAAACGACAGACGCAGAUAUACCGUAACGAGACGAACCCGUUCUUCGAUCAACAAUUCAAAUUCCCCGUCAGCAACGACGAACUUCAUGACAGGAUCCUGGUUUUGCAGGUGCUCGAUUACGAUCGUUUCUCCAGGAACGACAUCGUAGGUUCUGUCAAAGUGCCGCUGCAUAUUUUACGAUUAGAUUCGCCUACCUCGACCGAGGAAGUUUGGGGGGAAAUUGAACGUGAACGGAAGCCACCCGAACAAAUUCAAGAAGUUCUGCUGUCGCUCUCUUAUCUGCCAAGCGCCGAACGGCUAACAGUCCAGAUUUUAAAGGCCAGAAAUCUGUUCCCGCCACAGGACAAAGAAACCUUAGAUUCGUUCGUGAAAGUAAAUCUUCUUUGUGGAGAGAAGAGGGUGAAGAAGAAGAAAACUGCUGUGAGAAAAGCGACCACCAGCCCCGUUUGGAACGAGGCGAUGUCCUUUAACGUUCCUGCCAACUAUCUUGCGUCAUCGGCCAUCGAGGUAUGCGUGAUGGACUCGAGCAACGAAUUCAUCGGUGGGAACGUAAUCGUCGGUUCCUGUAUCGUUGGUCCAGCGACGGGUGUGAUUCGGGGGGCGGAAGGAAAUCAGGGAAGAGAGCACUGGCUUCACAUGACCCAAUCGCCGAGGAAAACCAUCGACAUGUGGCACACGUUGCAUUAAAGGAGGAAGGAAAAGGAGAGGAAAAUAGAGAGGAAAAUGAAUUGUCAAUCGAUGUUCUAUUCGUCGUGUAUUGUCUUCUGAAGAAACAAAACCGGGCACGUUUUGUGGAUACGUGGACGCAAUCUUUAUUUCUGUUUCGUUCCGUUCCGCUUCCUUUCGGAUUGCUGACGGAAGAAGUACAAUCAGAGGAUAAAAAUAAUCUGUAUAUGUAAACAAGAGUAGCAAUGUUAUAUAUGUGAAACCGCUUUUAUGGAUGUACUCGAGACCAUUAACGAACAAGAAAAAACGCGAUAUAAAGUACACGCCGUUGUUGUCCGUUUCAGCGAGUUGUAAGGAUCGAUGUCCCUCAAUCCUCGAGAACCUCAUUAACAUGAUAUUUCGCUGUACCAAAUUUCCCGUCACCUUCGACCGAAUGAUUUAGUCUAAAGAGAAAUGAUAUCGCAACGCGAUAAACGACAAGUUCGUUUGUCUUCUUAAAGAGGAAAUCGUGUGUGUCACACUCAAGUAUAUAGAUGGAAGAAUAUUUUAAGGAAGGAAAGAGGAGGAAAAUUUGCGUACGAAGGGGGAGACAAUCGUUUUAUGCAUGUCUACGCUACAUGCGCGCACGCACACACACUUACAUAUACACACAAAUAUAUAAUUAUAUAUUUAUAUAAUUUGUUUCUACUGGCGGUUAAAUGUAUUUUACACGAUCAGCAAGAUAUGUAACACUGUUCGCGAUAACGAAUAUAAAUAUAUACAGUGAUAAUGGAUAAUCGUGCUUCGCACGCGAUAAGAAACACCAUCAUGCUUUCCGUUACAGACUUACCACGAAAUUAUUCUGAGGAAAUAAUUUCAAGAUGAGAUAUGUUCAAACGAUGAUUUGAACUGUACUUGCUUGCGCGUUGGUUAUAUAAUAAAAGAUAAAAAUUAAAAAAAAGAAAAGAAAAGAAAGAAAGAAUGAAAGACAGGAGAACGAGAGAGAUGAAUAAUUUGAGAUAUUAAUAUGUUUUUCUAGUUCUAAUAUGUGAUCUUUUCAUCAUAGUCUGAAACCACUGGAGAGAAAUGAGGUAUAUUACGUAUAUACAUAUGUACUUCCUAGGCCUAAGUUUGUACUAUGCAACAAAAUUGACCUCAGAGAAGUACAAGGCGCGCAUGGAUGCGCCUGUUUAAAUAAUCACAUAGUCUACAAACGAACUGAAAGCCUAACGAAAACGAUUCUCCUCCGAUAAAUUAUAGUCUAAUCGCGUUAUCGUUGUUAAUGUCGUAAUUAUUUACGAAUACGUGAGCAGCAACACAGAAUGCAAAAAAAUAUUAUUGUGUAACGUUCGUUCAGACACAGGCGUCUUAAAACUAUCCAGCGCAUGAUAAGAUGUAUGAUAUACAGAUAUCUGUAUAUCAUACAGAUCCUCUGACAUAUUACCGAAUAACAGAGUAUAUAGUUUUCAAUUUAUUGCGUUCUUUUUUCACACUUUUCCACACUUUUUUCACCACACUGCUAAAGAAACAAAGAAAAAGAAAAACAAAUAAAUCAAACUCUGUGUAAUUAACGACAAAGUCUGACUUAUAUAAAAAGAUAAUGAGGAAGAAAAACUAAAAAAAAAAAAAAUCAAUUGAAUAUGUGAACAUUUCCGACCAAAGUUUAUCAUAUCAUAUAUAUUAAUAAUUUUGAAAAUUCCAGAGCUUAGAUCUAUUUAUUGUUAAUUUAAGAGAGUUCGAUUAAGGAAUCUGCCGUACUUAUAAAUAUUUUAGAGUACAGUGCAUUACAGCGAUUUAAAUGUUUCUGAUCCGUUGGUUGCGAGAAAUAUUGAUGAUGUAACAAACGUUACCUGGCGAAAAGAAAGAAUUAAAAUUAAAUGUUGAUCAUCGUUAAGUAUGUUAUAAGUAAAUAUAAUAUGAUUACGUGAAACGUAACAAUUGGUGUUGAAGAAAAGUUUGUUGGGAAGAAACGCUUAACUAACUAUGAGCGUGGUCCGAAUCGUACGCUUACCUUAUACUUAACAGUAUUUCUAUUAUAUCCCAUAUAUAUAUAUAUAUACCGCAUAUGGUACGUGGUAUUUAUAUUAAAAGAAAAAAAAAGACGUAUUUAUAUAUAUACAUACAUAUGUGUAUAUAUAUAUACACACACAUAUAUUAAUAUUAUAUACAUAUGAAGAUGUUCUUAUAUGUAUACCGUGUACAAUCAUCUUGGGUGUCUAAUACAGUACGCGGUUUUAACAUUCCGUACAUACUUAUAACUGUGACGAUAUUUAAAGACUACAUGAAUUCCAUGUUCCCGUAUUUCCUAAAAAAAAAAAAAAAAAAAAACGAAACAAACUCUCUCUGUAAACGCCAGAUUUUUAUCGUAUUUCUACCAUGAACUCUCAUGCGCCGAUUUCAAAAAUUAUCUCACACGUCGAUUACUUCAGCUACUUUUUACAAUACACAAAUAGACACCCUGUUGUCGGACCUGAAUUUGCCUUGCACAAUAAUGGUGCAACUAAACGAAAAUUGGUGCAACUAAACGCAUUUAUUCCCAGUGGUUGAAACUUCUCUUAACAACGGUAGUCUGAUUCUGAUCGUCGUACAAAUAAUUAAAGAAAUUAAUGAAAUUUACGGUAUUGCGAGACGAUUGACAAGCAAGGCAGAGAAACAGUUUCCACAAUUGGUUUUCUAAACAUUUCGAGAAUAUCUCUUGUCUUAUUAACGUCGUAAAGAAUGUACAAUGUAUCUUAAAUGUGAAGUGUAAUCGAUAUUUUCUUGUAAUGUAACCUUAUGAUUCGAUUUAAAAUAAAGAAUUACUUAUUUCCGUCA
Molecule: messenger RNA, 5079 nt
Organism: Frieseomelitta varia
Lineage: Eukaryota; Metazoa; Arthropoda; Insecta; Hymenoptera; Apidae
Gene: Sytbeta
Product: synaptotagmin-5
Exons: 10
Coding region: 550-2307 (585 amino acids)
Biological process (GO): cellular response to calcium ion; regulation of dopamine secretion; regulation of calcium ion-dependent exocytosis
Cellular component (GO): membrane
Molecular function (GO): clathrin binding; calcium ion binding; syntaxin binding
Source: RefSeq, a predicted model, not a curated record